This is a messenger RNA of Linnemannia hyalina, 2373 nucleotides long. Lineage: Eukaryota; Fungi; Mortierellomycota; Mortierellomycetes; Mortierellales; Mortierellaceae. The record is from the annotation of a GenBank genome assembly.
AUGAACAGUAGAAGCCUUUCCCAGAGCAGAGGAAGGACCUCGUCUAGACCCAAUGCCUUCCUCGCCACAAUCCUCCUCUCCCUCGCCAUCUUCCUCCUUGCCACCCCAGCAACAGUCAGCGCCGAGGCUCCCGCAGCCCGUCGGAGAGUGGCCUUCACUCAAUACAACAAUGUGCUCUACAUCCAAGGAGGAUUCACCCCACAACAGGCGAUCGGACAAUUCAACUCCCUCGACCUCAAUACCGCCUGGAAGACCAGCACUCCAGCCUGGUCCGACCUCGCAGUCGGCCCUGCCGCCUCUCAUCACGCCAUGGUCGUUGUCAAACCCGAACACGGCGCCGGACUCGGAGGUGCCACACAGGGGUACCUGUUGACCAUUGGAGGCAACCCUGCAACUCCAGGAGCCUUCUGGACGGCGUACGAUUUCCAGGCUGGGUCUUGGAAGAACAUCCCUACACCUUUGCCUGGCAACUAUACCGGUCUGGAGGGUCACGCAGUGGUUGCGGAUCCGGACACGGGCCUUGUGUAUGUUGUGGGAGGGUUUUAUGGAAACAUGACCCAGAAUCUCUUGACAGUCUUUGACCCGAAGACGGCGACUGUUGUGUCGAGCCAGGAGGCAACGAAUACGAGCAACCGGACGGAUGUGGCGGCUGUUUGGUCGUCAAAGCGCAAAACUGUGUUGACGUUUGGUGGGUCAAGAGCUGUCACUGCCGUCAGUGGAUUUGACAUGGCUAAUUUGAACGAGUACGACCCCUCCUCCAGGAUCUGGAAGACCAUGGACGGCUCUAAGAUUGUACUGUUUGGAGGAUCGCUGGACUCGAUCACCUUCUUUGACACCGUCUAUGUCCUCGAUGUUGUCUCGGGAGUCUGGCGUCAAGGCACAUCGGCGUCAGCUUACCGAACUCGCAUGGCAUGUGGGUUCAUGGCAGGACAGUUUGUGGCCUUUGGAGGGUCCAGUGGCACGAACCGUGAGACGACCAUGCACGACAAUGUUCCUAUCAUCUAUGAUCUCGACCUGGAUGUCUGGUCGACUGGAUAUGACCCCGCUGGACCAACUGGCAACGGUGGAAAUGGGGGCAAUGGAAGCAAUGGCGGUAAUGGAGGUGGUGACGGCGGUGGUAAGAGUAAUACUGCAGUCAUUGCUGGCGCUGCUGGAGGUGUUGUUGCUGUAAUUCUGGUUGGUGUGGUCGCGUUUUUCAUUUUCAGACGUAGGCGUCAGAACAGAGACAAGGAGGCAACUGAAUCGGAAGCCAGGAUUGCGGCCUCAGUAGUGGAUGAAGAUGAGCGCCAGGGACUCGAAUACCGGUUUGAUCCUAUUGCUCAUCACAAAAAUUACAUGCACGUCAGCACGGUCGACAAGGACAAGGAUCACUAUGGACGGUCUGCGUCUGGACCCACCUAUUCGGAUGCUGGUGCCUCUAAUUCUGCUUCUGGUCGCGCGGGACAGAUGAGUGCUAUGGAUCAUUAUGCGGCUGCAGCGGCACUUCAAGCCCAACCGGCCAACUCUGGAUCAUCGGGAGGAAGAGGAGGAGGAGGAGGAGGAGGAGGAGGAGCACCUAGGAUCCAGUCUACGUAUUCUGACGCGUACACGCAUGGAACCUCCGAGAACGACUACACUGCCCUCAUGCCUGUGAACAACAACCAUCUGCGCCAACCUCCACUCCCCUCGGGCGGCGCCAGCCCCAUCGACCCGGAACUCUACCAUCAACAACAACUCCGUCAACAACAGUUGCAAUACCAACAACAACAAUACCAGCUGCAGCAACAGGAUCUUCAACAACAGUUGCAACACCAGCAGCAAUUGUAUCAUAGUCUGGGCGUCGCGCCCGUCUCUGGUGCACCCGCACAUCAACCUGUAACAAAUUUGACACCCUUGACGCCGUAUACGGCAUACUCGCCUGCAGGAGGAUCAGGAUACCCGUCUGGAGCGUACGAUUAUGGCGCCGCAGCCGCGGCAGCAGCAGCGGUUAAUGCUGCACCCCUCACAGUCCAGCCCUACCAGCAACACCAACAACAGCUAGGACCACCAUACCAGACACAUUACCAACAACGCGACAGUGUCGCCCACGGCCCACAGUCAUGGACAGGCAGCGUCUACGACACCCCAUCCCAGACACAAUCGACACCCCCACAUCCACCCCUGACACCUACAGCAGCCAUGCAACCCUCGGCACAGCUUGGAUACCAUGGCUCCGACUCGGGUUCGCAACAUAAUUGGGGUACGCCUGCUGGGAUUAGUGCAAUAAUUGAAAGCCUUGGCACUCCUAGUAUUGCUAGUACAAGAGGGCCCCAGGGGAUUGUGCCACCUACUCCUGUUAUGCCUACGACGUCGAGGCCGGGUGGUGAUUUAGGAUACGUUCCUCCACCCAAGUAG